CAAGAAGUACGCAUCUAUCGACCGAUCGCAUCUGCAGAGAACAGCGUCUAUUCUCGUCCGGACGGACAUACUUGCAUCACCUCCAUGAUAGAAUAUGUUCCCUGAAAGAAGAAGCUAAAGCUGAAGAAUCGACGAGUUUAUAAGUCUCGGAAAGCAUCAGUUAAAAUUUCUAACACUGGUUGUGAACGCCUACGUCGAUAGCGCGUCGACAGCACAUCGAUCGAAAUUUCGCCGAAAAGGAGUAGGAACGGGAGGAAGAGAAAUCACGAUAGAAAAGGAAUAUAAGAGCGAUUACAACAGUGACCUCAACUCAAAGCCUAGAAUCUCGGAGCAGAAAAGCGGUCGGUGAGAUCGGAGCCAGGUGCCGCUAUUACUAUGUAAAUUUUCAGCGGGUGUAUUUAUUUGCGCGCGCGCACUGUCGCCAACGAGCAACGACAUUAGCAGCAACGGCAACAUUAUCGUUAAUAACAGCGAGUGAAACGGACACGGGCGAAAGGGAAUCGCGCAGCACGCUGCAAAGUAGAUAUCUGGUCUUUUCUUUGACAGAUCCCAAGGAAGCCCGCAAACUGGCUCCGGAAGUGAGGAUAAAGCAAAUUGGAAUGAGGGAGGAUUUGCUAUCUAUAAUACGGCACACGAGCAGCGAUCACUUCUCGGAAGAGCUUUAGCCGGCGGCUUAACCAGGAAGUAGAAACGCGAGCAGCGGGAUCAGCCAGGUUGAAGCGAGUAAUUCGCAAGUAGAAUAUACGCGCGAAUAUAGAGUAGAAGCUGCUCUCGCUCGUUGACGGUUUUUUUUUUAUUUUGGAGCGAGUAGCUCCACGUCCGGCUUCCUUUUGCUCUGAGAAUCCUCGGUGUUACUCCUCAAUAAUUCUGUCGUCAUCGAAAGGGAGAGAAACAGAAAGGGAAGGCCGAAUAUCCGGAAGACCGGUUAUUCUCCCUACGAAUUUCUCGGUUAUGCCCUGGGUCGCCGCAUGUUUUGAUCUGUUAGCGACUCCGUUACUGGGUUACUGCCUUGCGGUCAGAAAACUGGCCCUGCAAGCCGGCCUCCUGCAGGAGAAAAAAAACGAUCUCGCCGUGAGGCAGACGUCUAACACGGGGAUAUCCUUGAACGCUGACACCACAACCAUCAUGGCCCCUAACGCGGAAGAGCAACGUCAAGACUCUGGCAAAGAGAAGGUCGCAGCAAGAAUCUCAGGUCUAUCAAAAUCAUCGCGCAAAUUCGCGGGAGUCGUCAUAGCCACUUGUGGUCUACCGGCUCGUGGAAAAAGCCAGAUUGGACAGAGCCUUGCUCGCAGACUCAUUUGGAAUGGCGUAACUACAAAAGUGUUUCGUGUGAAUGAUUAUCGAAGGAAGCGAUUCGAACCUCAUAUAUCUCAAGAACUUUUCCUGGAUAAUGCGGCAAAUAACACGUUAAUAGCUCUCACUCAGAGAGAUACUAUGCAAGAUUGCGCAGCAUGGCUUGCAUCUGGAAAUACUGUGGCAAUCCUGGACGCUAUGCUAAUCACGCGAACACAACGCACGGAAGUCUACGAUUACUUCUCCGGUCAGCUUGGUUAUCGCGUUCUCUUCAUCGAAUGCGUCUGCGAUGAUCCAGAAGUCCUGGAGUACAAUCAACAGGAGAUCGUAAGACAUUGCGCCGACUAUACAGGAGUAGACACCGCUUUAGCCACGGAAGAUCUGCGCUCAAAAAUCGCUUUUUACGCUGGAAUAUAUGAACCUAUGAAUGAUAGAACUUAUCCCAGGAUCAAAAUUAAUACUGCUACCAUGGAUAUCGAGACCUGCAAAGUAUCUGGUCACAUUGAAACCAGUGUGCUUGGUUACCUUGGAGAUAUCAGCCUUAAACCUCACACUCUUUAUUUCUCGAGGCAUGGCGAAAGCGAGUACAACGUGGUUGGUAAAAUCGGUGGCGAUGCGGUAUUGAGCACCAGAGGUGAGCGUUAUGCUCAAGCUUUAUCAAACAAGUUCAAUGCCAUGCGUAUCCCCGAUCUUCGAAUUCUCACCAGUCGCCUCCGUAGAACGAUCGCAACGGUACGUGGCAUCGAAGCUCCUCGGGAACAUAUAGCCGCUUUAAAUGAACUUCACGCGGGAGUGUGCGAAGGUCUCUCGUACGAAGAGAUGCAGGAGCGUUAUCCGCAGGAGUUCGCUUGGCGCGAUCAAGAUAAGCUACGUUAUCGCUAUCCAUGGGGCGAAAGUUACAUCGAUGCGAUGCUACGUGUUGAGCCGGUGAUUGCCGAGUUGCAGUGUUCUAACAAUGUACUCGUGGUGUCACAUCAGGCGAUAUUACGCUGCAUCAUCGGAUUCUUUCUUGAUAAGAAACCUGAAGAGCUGCCCUAUAUGGAAGUGCCGCUGCACACGAUAAUCCGCAUCACCAGCCAGGGUUACAAUUACAAGCUCGAGUUUUUCAAGCUGCCGAUCGAGUGUGUUAACACGACUCGUGUCAAGCCGCAGAACUGCAGCGGUGACCGUACUGCUGCGGAUGCUCUGAUAACCGUUCCCGCGCACUUCGACAUACCGGAUCCUUGGAGAAAUCCCGGAGUUGGCCACGGGCCCACUCUCGUGCAACAGCACUAAGGAAGUUCGUUUUAAAA
Atta colombica is the source of this 2585-nucleotide messenger RNA. RefSeq names its product 6-phosphofructo-2-kinase/fructose-2,6-bisphosphatase-like. NCBI's taxonomy places the organism in Eukaryota, Metazoa, Arthropoda, Insecta, Hymenoptera, Formicidae. The record is from RefSeq and is a predicted model, not a curated record. Gene Ontology annotation, biological process: fructose 2,6-bisphosphate metabolic process; fructose metabolic process. Gene Ontology annotation, cellular component: cytosol. Gene Ontology annotation, molecular function: fructose-2,6-bisphosphate 2-phosphatase activity; ATP binding; 6-phosphofructo-2-kinase activity. The transcript is spliced from 6 exons. Bases 952 to 2568 code for a protein of 538 amino acids.